UUUUUUCUUAAUAAUCAUUGGGGUUCCUGUCGAGCACCGGUGUCAAAUAUAACGUUGAUAAUUACUGUUACGUUCUUCUGUACAGUGUUUGAUGGACUUUUAUGUUGAGAAACGACCGCUUUAUUAGGUGUUUUUUUUUUAUUUUACUCUUGACUGUAGGUUUUCUUCAGGAUGUCAUACCCUCCUCCACUCAACCGCCCACAGAUUGGUAUCCCACAGUUACCCCCCAGAAUACCCCCUCCACAGUAUGCAGGCUUUGCUCCAGUUGUUCCGCCAGGUACUCCCAUGAUCCCAGUUCACAUGGGUGUAGUGACCCCUGCACCCACGGUUCUGGUCCCAACAACAGUUGCUGUAGCACAGAAACCAAUUACUACAAACAAAGAACCUGGCACCAUCAGAGUCAAGGAUUUGGAGGAUGGUGGGGGCCCCACUACCACAGUAUUUGUGGGGAACAUCUCUGAAAAGGCAUCUGAUAUGCUGGUCAGACAGCUUCUAGCGAAAUGUGGUAUUGUUCUAAGCUGGAAAAGGGUCCAAGGAGCGUCUGGGAAACUUCAAGCUUUUGGGUUUUGUGAAUAUAAAGAGCCUGAAUCCACACUCCGAGCCCUCAGACUUCUACACGAGUUGCUCUUAGGUGAUAAGAAGUUGCUUGUCAAGGUUGAUGCCAAAACCAAGGCUCAGCUGGACGAGUGGAAGGCUAAGAAGAGGAGCACCAAUGGGGGAACCACCGAUGGUUCAAAAAACGAGGAUGAAGAGGAGAAGGAGGUUCUUGAUGAAGAAACCUUGCAUCGGGACCAGGUUGUGAAGGGGGCCAUAGAUGUCCUCAUCCGAGAGUAUUCAAGUGAGCUUAACGCUCCCUCGCAGGAUCCCGACAGUCAGCCUCGUAAUAAGAAACGUAAAGAGAAGAAAGAGGAGGAGGAUAUCAAUGCUAUGGAGAUGGAGGAUGACAAGAGAGACCUGAUUUCCAGAGAGAUCAGCAAAUUUCGGGACACACACAAGAAACUAGAGGAGGAAAAAGGAAAGAAAGAAAAGGAACGACUGGAGCUGGAGAGAGAACGGAGGGAGCGAGACAAAGAGCGAGAGCGCGAGAGGGAGCGCCGCGACCGAGAGAAAGAGAAGGAAAGGGAACGAGAAAGGGAGAAGGAGCGGGAAAGAGACCGAGAUCGUGAACGUGAAAGAGAGAGGGAGCGCGAACACGAGAGGACGAAGGAGCGGGAGAGGGAGCGAGAGCGAGAGAGGAGUCGAGACGCCAGCGAAGCUCGCAGCAGGUCGAGAGAACGGACGAGAGAAGAUAAAAAACGAGACCGUGACGAAGAUGAGGAAGACAUUUAUGAACGGCGGAGACUUGAGAGGAGGCUUAGAGACAAGGAAGCUGCUUACCAGGAACGUCUGAAAAACUGGGAAGUCCGAGAGAGGAAGAAAUCUCGUGACUACAACAAAGAAACGGAGAGGGAGGACGAGAGGCGGCGUGAAAUGAUGAAAGAAGCCAAAAGAUUGAAGGAGUUCCUUGAGGAUUAUGACGACGACAGGGAUGAUCCAAAAUACUACAGGGGCAGCGCUUUGCAGAAGCGACUUCGCGACCGAGAAAAGGAGAUAGAGAUGGACGAACGAGACCGGAAGAGAGAGAAAGAGGAGCUGGAAGAGAUCAGACAAAGACUCCUAGCAGAGGGUCACCCCGACCCUGAUGCUGAGCUGCAGAGGAUGGAGGAGGAAGCAGAGCGCAGACGACAACCCCCUCUCAAACUUGAGCCUGAGGAGAAUGUAAACCAGGAGAAAACUCACAGGGAGCGGGGUGAUCGGGAGCGUGGUGAUCGGGAGCGUGACCGGGAGCGUGAUCGGGAACGGGGUGAUCGGGAGCGUGAUCGGGAGCGGGGUGAUCGGGAGCGUGAUCGAGAACGGGAGAAGAGAGGGUCAGAGAGACCCAUAGAGCCAACACCCCAUGUCCCAAAACAACUUUCAGAUGAUGAUGUGGAGGAAGGGGAGGAGGAUGACUACCCCGAUGGUGAGAACUCACAGGAAGCCAAGCCUCAGCUUAAACCAAUCAUGCGACCAAUCACCGCAGCCCCCUCAGUGUCCUCUGGCAGUGGGAACGUGACUCCAAACACACCUAGCAACCAAUCUCCUUGCGGCAUAAUCAUUCCUGGUGAGAACACACCUGAGCUCCAGCCUUUAGAAGAACACCGGCCCAAGAUCGGUCUCAGUCUAAAACUGGGUGCCACCAACAGUCCCAGUCAGCUCAAUGCAGGUAAGCGAAAGAAGCUAACAACUCUGGAUAGUGUUUUCAACAAGUUUGAUGAUGAUGAAACGGAUGAGCAGCCUCGCAAAAGGAAACUGGUUCCUCUGGACUAUGGUGACGAUGACAAGAGUCUGGGGCUCGACGGGGCAGAAAUGUCAGCGGCUAAAGGCAACGUCAACACUGAGGAGAAACGCAAGCACAUAAAGAGCCUUAUAGAGAAGAUCCCUACUGCCAGGCCUGAGCUUUUUUCCUACCCACUGGACUGGACGAUGGUUGACUCGACUUUGAUGGAUCGUCGCAUUAGGCCAUGGAUUAAUAAGAAGAUUAUUGAAUACAUUGGCGAGGAGGAGCCCACUCUGGUUGACUUUGUCUGUUCAAAGGUAAUGGCGCACAGCACUCCUCAGGGUAUUCUUGAUGAUGUUGCUAUGGUUCUUGAUGAAGAAGCAGAAGUCUUCAUAGUAAAAAUGUGGAGGCUAUUGAUAUAUGAAACAGAGGCCAAGAAGAUUGGACUGGUGAAGUAAAGACUCCGUCUCUGUGACAGAUUUUUAAAUUUUCAGUUCUGCUUGCUACAGUUUUUCUGGUGGAGCAGACGGUAAUGUGCCCAUACACCCCUCCAUUCCGUCAGCAAGGAGCUGCUGGCUUGUACAUGUGUGUUUGUAUGAGAAGUUUGAGUUGUGCACAAACAUGCUGCAUGGUAAAAACAUGGUUGUUAUUUUCCCCAUUUGUUGACAUUGUUAAACCGAGACCGUUGCAUUGCACACAAUAUGUUCUCUAAAUGGUUGGACACAUUCAGCUUUGAUUUCCUGGUGAUUUAUGGAAGCACUACUCUGAUGUGUGAACUAAUAAACGUGCUUUUUUCUAGAAA
This is a messenger RNA of Melanotaenia boesemani (Boeseman's rainbowfish), 3098 nucleotides long. RefSeq names its product RNA binding motif protein 25a (gene rbm25a). Gene Ontology annotation, molecular function: mRNA binding. Gene Ontology annotation, biological process: mRNA processing; regulation of alternative mRNA splicing, via spliceosome. Bases 172 to 2754 code for a protein of 860 amino acids. The transcript has 18 exons. Lineage: Eukaryota; Metazoa; Chordata; Actinopteri; Atheriniformes; Melanotaeniidae. The record is from RefSeq and is a predicted model, not a curated record. Gene Ontology annotation, cellular component: spliceosomal complex.